Zasmidium cellare ATCC 36951 is the source of this 834-nucleotide messenger RNA. RefSeq lists its product as uncharacterized. The record is from RefSeq and is a predicted model, not a curated record. NCBI's taxonomy places the organism in Eukaryota, Fungi, Ascomycota, Dothideomycetes, Mycosphaerellales, Mycosphaerellaceae. The transcript has a single exon. Gene Ontology annotation, biological process: ergosterol biosynthetic process. Gene Ontology annotation, molecular function: sterol 24-C-methyltransferase activity. Gene Ontology annotation, cellular component: endoplasmic reticulum. The coding region runs from base 1 to 834 and encodes 277 amino acids.
AUGGCCAGCCAAGGCACCAACGACCCGUCGGUUCAAGAGUACUACACGAGUGCAGAGUCUCGCCUCGGCUAUGCUGUACUCCUCGGAAACGCUCGACACUGUGGCUUCUGGCCAAAAGGAACGUGGUGGCCUUUCCCGAUAGGUCGGGCUCAGCGCGUCAUGGAAGAGAAGCUAUACCAGCGGCUGGAUCUGCCAAAAGACUCUUUGGUCUUGGACGCCGGGGCAGGGUCGGGCUUGGUGGCCGCCUACAUGGCGAAGCAAGGUCUUCGGGUACAUGCCAUCGACUUGACGCCCUUGCAUGUGGAGCAAGCCACGAACAAUAUCGAAUCUUGGGGACUCAGCGACCGCGUUUCCGUACAGCUUGGCGACUAUCAUGACCUCUCUGGCUUCGAAGACGAUUCAUUCGACGGCAUCUACACCAUGGAGACCUUUGUCCACGCCGAUGAUCCUGUCAAGGUGUUGCGGAACUUCUAUCGCCUCCUCCGGCCAGGCGGCGUCCUGGUACUUCACGAGGCCGAUUUCCAUUGGGACUCCGAGGUGCUGCAAGAGGUCUUACGCUUGUCGCAUUGCCAGAACACGUUGAAAGAGGGGAGCUACGAGGAGAUGCUUGGAGAAGUCGGCUUUGGGCACACCACGAUCGACGAUAUGACGGACAACGUGCUUCCUCUAUGGAGGCUUUUCGGAAUCAUAGGCGCCGUGCCUUACGAGAUCUUGAAGCUUUGUGGCCAACAACAUCGCUUCAUCAAUAUCAUGGCUGGGGUCGAGGCUUAUCGUAAUUGGGGACAAGGGAGAUACAUUUCUGUUCGGGCCACCAAGCCCAAGGGACCUGGGUAG